AUGUCGAACAGCGCGCCAACAGACGAGCUGCAUUUUGUUAUUGGCGGUGCAGGUUUCCUUGGAUCCCACAUUCUCAAGGCCCUUGUUGGCCGUGGUGAGAGUGCUGUAGCGUCCUUCGACCUGCGUGAGGUGGAAGAGCCCAUUCAAGGCGUCCGAUACUUCGAAGGUGAUCUCACGAACAGAGACUCACUUGCUUCGGCUGUAGCAAAGGCGAAGGCAAGCACAAACAACCCGAAUAGGUCCGUUGUGGUCUACCACACGGCCAGUCCUGUGGCUGGUUUGGAUGCUGGUGUAUACGAAAGGGUCAACGUAAACGGUACCUUGGUCGUGAUCGAUGUUUGCACAGAUGCGCAGUAUAAUAUCAGCAAGCUCAUCUUCACGUCGAGUGCGGGAGUAGUUUUCAGCGGACACGAUCUUAUUUACGUGGAUGAACGUCUAACCUAUCCUAAGAAGCCUCUGGAUGCCUACAAUGACACGAAGGCACGGGCUGAGGCUGCUGUCCUGAAUGCCAAUAAAGAGAAUGGUCUGCAGACGGUGGCUCUCCGACCAGCUGGUAUCUUUGGCCCUGGCGACCGCCAAGCUUUGCCUGGCUUUUUCAAGGUCUUGGAGGACAAGCGUACAAAAUGGCAGAUUGGCGACAACACAAACCUGUUUGACUGGACGUAUGUGGGCAAUGUGGCUCACGCUCAUUUGCUGGCUUCCGAUAGCCUCGGUGUGCGUUCGCAUGUGUCUCGUCCGCCGUCUGCGUACCCGGCUACGUUGCUUACGGAAGAGCACUUGCCCAUGCUUAUUGGUGAGCAUGAAAAGGCUGCAAACCGCGAGGUGCCAACCUCGAUUGACCGUAAAGAUGUGUCUCCACCGACCAAGGAUUACUGCCGGUCGGUGAAGCCGCUCAUUGAUCUCUCCACGGUGGAAGCUGUGGACAUGCGCCCUGUAUUCCGUAACCGUUUUGACCCUCUUUUCCAUCAUGCCAACCCUGAAUCCGUGUGCGGUGGUAACCCGCGUCCAUCCGUGGAGUCUUUGGCGCACUCUGAAUUGAUGGCCGCAGGCGAGGCGUUCUUCAUCACGAAUGCGCAGCCUAUUCCUUUCUGGGACUUCCCUCGCGCUUUGUGGUACCGUUACAAUGGGCAUGUGGAUGACAAGGACUCGAUUUUCGUUAUGAAGCUUUGGGUGGCCCUUCUACUUGCUUUCUUUGCAGAGCUGUUCUCCAAACUGACUCGGCGUCCUGUUCAGUUUACGCGUUACCGUGUCACGUACACAGCUUGUGCCCGUUACUACAACAUUGAAAAGGCGCGCCGUGUUAUUGGAUACGAGCCUAUCUACGGCCUUGAAGAGGGUAUCCAGCUGAGUGUGGACUGGUGGAAAUCUAUUCACCCGCCUGUCAAGGAGUACCCUGGCGAGUCGGCCAAGACCAAGUAA
Malassezia pachydermatis is the source of this 1419-nucleotide messenger RNA. RefSeq names its product c-3 sterol dehydrogenase (c-4 sterol decarboxylase). Gene Ontology annotation, biological process: ergosterol biosynthetic process. Gene Ontology annotation, cellular component: endoplasmic reticulum. Bases 1 to 1419 code for a protein of 472 amino acids. The transcript has a single exon. Lineage: Eukaryota; Fungi; Basidiomycota; Malasseziomycetes; Malasseziales; Malasseziaceae. The record is from RefSeq and is a predicted model, not a curated record. Gene Ontology annotation, molecular function: 3-beta-hydroxysteroid dehydrogenase [NAD(P)+]/C4-decarboxylase activity; 3-beta-hydroxy-Delta5-steroid dehydrogenase (NAD+) activity.